GAUAUUGACAAAUUUCAUGUCACUGUUGUUCUUAGAAGGUCGUUUGUUUGUGCGAAGAUUUCUUAUCUGGGAUCUCUCCCUUUCUCUCUCUAAAAUCAACAUAGAACUCACUUUCCUUCUCCGCAAAAUUAUAUUAAAUAUAAUUAAACUCUUUUAUGUUUUGUUUUUCAUUUGUGUUAAGAGAGAAAGAGAGAGAGAGAGAGAGAGAGAGUCUGGCCCAGCAGAUCGAAACUACUUCCAGAUGACGAUCUAAGCUUUUUCACUGGUGUUGAGAAAAUACGCACUUGCUUGUUCAUCGUAUAAUUAUUGUUUUUUCAGCUUUAUCUUGUGUUGAUAGUGUCACUUUGGACGCUCAAGUUGUUCCAUCAUGUGGAGUUUCUCUUCAAUUCAUUGAAUCUAUGGUGGAUUCUUCAAGGAGGGCUGAUUAGAGGAUGUGGGUCUGAGGAAUGGGAACAAAAGUUCAGUGUAAAAGCUACUUGCCCGGAUAUUACCCAAUGAGGGAUCUUAAUCAGGAUAACAAUUAUAGCUGGCCACUAUAUUAUGGAGAUAGAACGUUGACAAAUGGGCAGUAUUACAAUGGUUUCUUGCCUAGGGCUGCUGCAGAGGCAUAUUCAGGGUAUGAAAAAGAUGAAGUUAAGCGGAAAAUGCUUGAGCACGAGGAUGUUUUCAAGAAACAGGUGUUUGAACUUCACCGGUUAUACCAAAUACAAAGGGACUUGAUGGAUGAAGUAAAGAGGAAAGAACAACAUAAGCAUCAGAUACCUGUCGAGACAUCAUUUUCGUCUAGCCACUUGGCCUCUCAAAUUACAUCUGAAGAUGCUCGGAAAUGGCAUAUCCCCAGCUUCCCUUUAGUGAACUCUGUUGUUGCAAGACCAUCAAUUUCAGGUAUUGAAAACAUUCAUUCUCCUUUAAGUUCCAUGAAAGGAAGCUGCACACAAGCUGGUCCCUUACCUUUCCAAAACGGUGAUAGUUCAAAGGAUGUUGAGUUUCUGGAGUCCAGACCCUCAAAGGUCAGGAGAAAGAUGAUUGAUCUUCAACUUCCGGCUGAUGAAUACAUAGACACUGAAGAUGGGGAACAGUUCAGGGAUGAAACAAUAUCUGGCUCGUCAAGUUAUCUCCCCUAUGGAAAUCAUAAAUUCACAUCCAAUAGUGGUGUCAAGCUGUUGGCUGAUGAUGGGAAGAAGUCUGGUUGCCAGCUAGAUGCUUCAAGAUCUGAUUCAUAUUUAAGAAGUACAAACAGUUUAGCUGACUUAAAUAAGCCUAUUCCAGUUGAAGAAUCAAAUACUUCUGCAUAUUUUGAUCCUCUGAGCCAUGCCUCCCAUAAAGGGGAAAUUAAAGGCCAUGAAUUUUCUAUUAAAACAACACCACAGCUUCAAGGUUUGCCUAAGGAUUUUUCUAUGAACUCCCAUCAUUUAAGCAAUGGGACUCCAAACAACCGACACUUAGACAUUAAUGAAAAUGAUAGAAGCUUGUUUUCUCAUGUGAUAGGAACAGACCCCACUAAGAGUAACCUGAUAUCUGUUUCUCGAGGUCUUCAAUAUGAGAAGUUACCUAUAUCUUCUCAGUCAACACUGGGUCUGUUUAACAAAGCUCAUGAACCUCCUGCUUUUUUGCUAACUGAUCAACGCAAGGUAGAUCCAUUGAGAGAGAGGACAGUUCAUGGGUUAGAAAUUUCUGAUAGAAAUCACUCCAACAAUAACCAUCCCGAAUUUGGUGUAGCUUCUAAUAUACCCAGUUCCUAUUCAGUUGCUUCAUCUUCUGGUUUGUUUAACUCCUGGCCUCACUCAGUUUCAGCUUGGGAAAAGCCUUGUGGUAGCUUAAACCAGAAGUCAAUGUCAGUCCAGACACACUCAUAUUUGAAUUUAUCUGAUACCUUGAGUAGGAGUCAGACUGCUGCUCAGACCUAUGGGAUAUUUGGAGACAGUUGGAAUCUAAACGGCAAUCCUAGACCAACCUCAAGAGUUGAAGGUGAGUUGCCUAACCGGAAUGGGUUUUAUUAUGGGUCCUCAUCGGGAACCAAGGAACAUGUGGUUCUGGCCCCUUCAUUCAGUUAUAAUCAACUGAACUAUGGUCAUGAUGAUAAUGUUGUCUCUGAGCAUGUCAUCAACCAUGGUUCUGCAAAGUUCUAUAAAGAUUCAAGUAGUGUAGACAUGAAAUCUGCAAAAGAUGGGAACUUUAAUGCAGUCCAAGGUCUUGAAUUUAAAGAUGGAGGAAGGAAGAAUGAGGACCUUACCAUGCUGCCUUGGUUAAGAGCUAAGUCUUCUUGCAAGCAUGAGGCAACCAGUACUGAUAGGGAUUUAAAUUUUGGGGACUUGAGUUUUCUGAGAUCUUCUCUGAAGCAGCCAGUGAAUAACAAUGAACCUGGAAAUAACCAAAUAUUUACUCAGAAAUUGAAGUCAGAUUCAGAUUCCAAUAAUGUUGAGACAGGCAAGGUUGAAAGAAGUGAAUUCCUGAGUGACAGGAAAAUUCUUGGGUUUCCCCUGAUUGAAAAGUUUUAUACUUCUAAGAAUGAUUCUUCAUCUCUCACCUCCCCUUCUGUGUGCAUUCCCCCUCCAUCUGUAGUUGAAGUUGAAAAUGGCAGGAAGAAUAGAGUGCUUGAUAUUAACUUGCCUUGUGAUGCUGCUGUUUCUGACUCAAGCCAACAGAGUGCAGAUGAAGAACUGAUCAUAGAGAAGAAACCGGAAACAAAGGUUGCCAGUUUCAGGCAUCACAUUGAUCUGAAUUCAUGUGUGAGUGAGGAUGAAGCUUCAUUGAUGCCCACUGUUCUGAGCACUUCUGUGAAGACAGGAGGGAUUGAUUUAGAAGCCCCAAUAGAUCUUGAGACCGAGGAUGAUAUCAUGCAUGGAGCAGAACAUCCACAAAAGUCACAGGAAGCACCUCUACAAUCACUUCAACAAAUAACUGAACUGUUGCCUGAUGAACUUGUCAGAGUAGCAGCUGAGGCAAUCAUUUCCAUUUCAUCAUCUAGUCCUUGUGAUCAUUUGGAUGAUGCCACUUGUAAUUCAUCAGAAACUUCUGUGAAGGACCCCCUUAAUUGGUUUGUGGAUAUAGUUGAGAUAGUUUCAUCUUGUGAAGAUGAUCUUGAAAGUAAGUUGGAUGCUGUUUUGAGUGGCAGAGGGGGUGAGGCUAAUGAGGAAUCUUCAUUGGAAGAAAUUGAUUACUUUGAGUCAAUGACAUUGAAAUUGACAGAGUCAAAGGAAGAAGAUUACAUGCCCAAGCCCCUGGUUCCAGAAGACUUCAAAGUGGAAGAAGCAGGAACCACCUUAUUACCAAAUCGGACCCGAAAGGGCCAGGCAAGGAGAGGAAGGCAGUGGAGGGACUUCCAAAGGGACAUCCUUCCAGGCCUUACUUCUUUAUCAAGGCAUGAAGUGACAGAAGAUCUUCAGACCUUCGGAGGAUUAAUGAAAGCAACAGGUCACACGUGGCAUUCAGGAUUGACAAGGAGAAACUUCACUAGAAGUGGGUGUGCCAGAGGGAGGCGGCGGUCUGUAGUUAGUCCAUCACCUGUUGUGGUAGCUAGCACUUGCACUCCAUUGAUGCCACAACUUUCUAAUAUUGAGGUGGGACUGGACGAUGGAAGCCUAACAGGGUGGGGAAAAACAACUAGACGACCUCGCCGGCAAAGAUGCCCUGCAGGUAAUCUACCUCUGCCGAUGGCGUAAUAUAGGAGGAGGCUUCUAUUUUAGUAGUUGAGCAUUUUAUAGAGAAAAGUGGGGAGUUGAUCCUAUGGCUUUUGGGGAGUGAGGUUGUAGUGAGGCAUGGGGAUUUGUCUUUGUUCAUUUCAUAGCCCAUAAUUUUCCCUUAAUUUGUCUUGUCUUUGGGUGUUUACCAACUUACGUAUUAUUCAUAAAUAAUGUUGCAUGAUUUCUUCA
Mangifera indica (mango) is the source of this 3872-nucleotide messenger RNA. RefSeq lists its product as uncharacterized. Lineage: Eukaryota; Viridiplantae; Streptophyta; Magnoliopsida; Sapindales; Anacardiaceae. Bases 447 to 3662 code for a protein of 1071 amino acids. The transcript has 4 exons. The record is from RefSeq and is a predicted model, not a curated record.